Molecule: messenger RNA, 3628 nt
Organism: Hyla sarda
Lineage: Eukaryota; Metazoa; Chordata; Amphibia; Anura; Hylidae
Gene: FGFR4
Product: fibroblast growth factor receptor 4
Exons: 18
Coding region: 409-2829 (806 amino acids)
Biological process (GO): positive regulation of cell population proliferation; fibroblast growth factor receptor signaling pathway; regulation of bile acid biosynthetic process
Cellular component (GO): signaling receptor complex; membrane
Molecular function (GO): ATP binding; fibroblast growth factor receptor activity; fibroblast growth factor binding
Source: RefSeq, a predicted model, not a curated record
AGCAUUGCACCCUUAUAGCCCAUUGUUACUAGUGUGUGUAACGUGAGAGCCCGCUCCUGAGGAUGUGUUACCGCACGGAGGACGGACGUGUGUGGACGAGCGCGCUACAUGCAGCCUACUACUACUGCUGACGGGCGGAGCGGCUUUCUAUGGGCACAGGGCGGCUAUCUACAGGCUGGAGCCCGGCAGGCUGCUGCACUCUUUGGAUUGUACUUUGGGGGUCCCGGGAUGUUGGGCGCAUGAGGAGGAUUUUUGGCGCACUGGAGCUGUGUAUUGGGGACUAGCGUGGAUUUAUGGUGACAGGACACUGCACAUGGAUGGGAAGAGCCGAUAAGUGAUCGAUCAGCCUAGCCACACUUUAUUGGAGCAUACGUGUCCGGUCAAGACUACUUAUAAGGAGCCAUCGCCAUGCAGCACUUAGGACGAUGCCUGAUCUGCCUUCUGGCUUUCUUUACUGCAACGUCAUGUCAACCAGCAAUGUCAGAUCAAGAAAGUCAGAAAGCAGAGUCAGCACCUGAGCUCGAAGAACAUCAUCUUCUUGAUCCUGGAAGCCCCUUGCGUCUUUCCUGUGAUUCCAAUUACAGUAGUAACAUUAACUGGUAUAGAGAACAGGAGAGGCUGCUGGCGGGACAGAGGAUUCACUUAGAAGGCUCUGUUUUGGAAAUGGUAGACCUAACCUAUGAAGAUUCAGGACUGUAUCUGUGUGUGGUUCGUGGUACCGGUCAAAUCCUGCGAAGGUUCUCCAUAUCUGUUGUGGAUUCAGCAGCAUCUGGGGAUGAAGAUGAUGAGGAUGGCCGCAGGGAAGAUUUUCAGGGCGAUUUGAGUGAGGAACCUGUCUAUAUCUACCAAGCGCCAUAUUGGACCCAUCCGCGUCGUAUGGAGAAAAAGUUAUAUGCUUUACCUGCUGGAAAUACUGUAAAGUUUCGCUGUGCAGCAGGGGGCAGCCCCCUCCCGACCAUUCGAUGGCUGAAAAAUGGAAAAGAAUUUAGAGGAGAGCACCGCAUAGGGGGUAUUCAGCUAAGGCACCAGCAUUGGAGUCUUGUCAUGGAAAGUGUGGUACCCUCAGACCGGGGCAACUACACUUGCCUGGUGGAAAACAAGAUGGGCACCAUCACAUAUACAUACAUAUUAGAUGUGCUUGAGAGAUCCUCACAUCGGCCUAUUUUGCAAGCCGGUCUCCCAGCAAAUACCACAGCUCGUGUGGGCAGCGAUGUGGAGUUCCUGUGUAAGGUGUACAGCGAUGCUCAACCGCACAUCCAGUGGCUUAAACACAUUGAAAUGAAUGGGAGCCGCUUUGGCCCUGAUGAUGCACCAUAUGUACAAGUAUUAAAGACUGCCGAUAUCAACACUUCAGAAGUAGAGGUGCUUCAUCUGCGAAACAUCACAAUGGAAGAUGCAGGAGAAUACACAUGUCUAGCAGGGAAUUCAAUUGGUCUUUCAUAUCAGUCUGCUUGGCUAACAGUUCUGCCUAAUGAUGACCUAGAGGAGCAAGAGCCUGCAGAGUCCAGAUAUAUGGAUAUAAUUAUAUACACUUCUGGAUUCCUAGCUGUGGUAAUGGCUGUUGUCAUUGUGAUUCUUUGCCGUAUGCAAACUCCACACAGCAAGCAAACCUUACAGCCGCCUGCAGUGCAUAAGCUUACAAAGUUCCCACUUAUACGACAGUUUUCCCUAGAGUCGAGUUCCUCUGGAAAGUCCAGUGCCCCUUUGAUCCGCAUCACUCGCUUAUCUUCCAGCUGUGCACCUAUGCUCCCUGGUGUAAUGGAGGUGGAGUUGCCUCUAGAUGCCAAAUGGGAGUUCCCCAGGGACAGGCUUGUAUUAGGAAAGCCUUUAGGAGAGGGCUGUUUUGGACAAGUAGUAAGAGCUGAGGCCUAUGGAAUUGAAAAAGAUCGUCCUGAAAAGCCUAUUACUGUAGCAGUAAAGAUGCUUAAAGAUAAUGGUAAUGAUAAAGACCUGUCUGAUCUCAUCUCUGAGAUGGAGUUAAUGAAGGUUAUAGGCAAGCACAAGAACAUAAUUAACCUACUUGGUGUGUGUACUCAGGAAGGUCCACUAUUUGUUGUUGUGGAGUAUGCCUCCAAGGGAAAUUUGCGCGAGUUUCUGCGUGCCCGACGUCCUCCUACACCAGAAGAUGCUUUUGAUGUAACAAAGGUGCCUGAAGAGCUGUUAUCCUUCAAGGAUCUUGUGUCCUGUGCUUAUCAAGUUGCCCGUGGCAUGGAAUACCUGGAAUCCAAAAAGUGCAUACACAGAGAUCUGGCAGCUAGAAAUGUCCUAGUAGCUGAAGAUAACGUCAUGAAAAUUGCUGACUUUGGUCUUGCUCGAGGGAUUCAUGAUAUUGAUUACUACAAAAAGACUAGCAAUGGUCGACUUCCUGUAAAGUGGAUGGCACCAGAAGCUCUGUUUGACCGUGUCUACACACACCAAAGCGACAUAUGGUCAUUUGGAAUUUUAACUUGGGAGAUAUUUACUCUUGGUGGUUCUCCGUAUCCUGGCAUUCCAGUCGAAGAGCUGUUCAAACUGUUACGAGAAGGACAUAGAAUGGAUAAGCCAUCAAAUUGUACCCAUGAACUGUACAUGUUGAUGAGAGAGUGCUGGCAUGCUGUCCCAUCACAAAGGCCAACAUUCAAACAGUUAGUAGAACAGCUUGACCGAAUUCUCACAGCUGUGUCAGAGGAGUAUUUGGACCUGUCAAUGCCCUUUGAACAGUAUUCUCCCUCCUGUGAAGACACUGCAAGCACAUGUUCCUCUUCUGACUCUGUGUUUACACAUGAUCCUGUACCAAGUCCUAACUAUGUCUUCAAUUAUCACAAUGUACAUUCUCAUAUGGGGACCUGAAAAAAACUACAGCUGGUUAUAAUGGGGGAAUAUGGACAUUACAAGUACUGCGUAUACCCUCACAAGGAACCCAGUUUAAUCAAGAGACGUUAACCGUGCCUAGUUUUGUAGACACUGGUGAAACACUGUGCUGCUUUUCUGUUCUGCUUGGGAGAAAUAAAAAUUACAUUGGUGCUGACCUCAAGCUACCGGUAUACAGGAUGCAAAGCACUGUGAGCCCUUGACUGGCUCUGUCAUGUCUGGGAAUAUGUAGUAAAACGCCAUGUUGUGGAUGUGAAGGACUACCGUUUGCAGGGAUGCUUUUCCCCAGUCGUGUUUUAAGGGUUGUCAAAAAGCUACUGGGAAGCACUGUGCUGCUGGGAACAUAGCUUUACCUGCCUGUUAAUAAUUUCUGCAUUUGUAAUGCCAUGCUGCAAUCUGGAAUUACAAGUGGCCCCAAAGUGCCUGGAGUUUUUAUGGUUUUUAAAGUUUGUAAAUAUUUUCUAACAGAAAUAUUUAUGUCCAGUUCUUGUCUUAUUGCAUACAAUAGGUCAUUUGAAACGUUUAGUUGAAGUGAGGACCUGAGGCCUUAUUUCAUGUAUUUGUUUUCAUGGAUUUUUCUUCUAGCUGCCAUAUAAUUUAUCUCAAUGAUAUUUUUAUAUUCACAUACAAUGGACUUUGAAGGAUCCUUACAAAUCAGAAAGCUUUUAUACACUAUAGAUAUAUUUAAUACAGAAUAUGCUCUUUUGCAGUUUACCAAAAGUUUCAUAUUUCAAGUUUGAUUUAUUUUAUAUAUUGUAAAAAAAGUUACUUUUAAUAU